AUGGCUCCCCGGCAUUUCCGGCCAUGGCCGGCGGCUAGUAAGGUGCGGGGAGGCCGGGACUCCGCUGCCCGCGUUAGCCGAGGUGCCAGCGAGCAGCCCCGCACACAGCGGCUCGAGUCGCGCACGCGCACAACCCCAGGCUGGGGCGCCAAUCCCACCCUACCCCCCCGGCGCCCCAACACACAGCGCGCGCGCGCACAAACUCACCGGCCGCGCGCUCGCUCACGCCCACCCACCCCCAACCCCUACCACGACGCGCACGCGCACACGCCCGCUCUGCCGCGCUCGCCCUCCCGCCUCCCCACCCACCCACCCACCCCGUCCGAAGCCUGGCUUCCCGACGCGCGCCCACCCCAGCCCCUCGGCGCACGCCCCACUGAGCCCGCAGCCGCCCUCACCUCCUCGGCCCCGGGGCCGCCGCGCCGCACUCUUCCUCCUCUCGCCUGCCUCGCGGAUGGUGGCAGCGGCGGCAGCGGCGACUCAGACCCUGGGGUCAGGGGGACGGGCGCCCAGGCCGGAAGUGACCUUCCCGGCCGCUUCCGCUCGCGCCUCUCCCUCUCCUCUUCCCCUCCCCCCGCCCGGACCGCCACCGCUUCCUCGCCGCUCUAG
Messenger RNA from Acomys russatus (golden spiny mouse), 609 nucleotides. Its product is annotated as ESX-1 secretion-associated protein EspI-like. The coding region runs from base 1 to 609 and encodes 202 amino acids. The transcript is spliced from 2 exons. The record is from RefSeq and is a predicted model, not a curated record. NCBI's taxonomy places the organism in Eukaryota, Metazoa, Chordata, Mammalia, Rodentia, Muridae.